Messenger RNA from Entamoeba dispar SAW760, 1692 nucleotides. RefSeq lists its product as uncharacterized. The coding region runs from base 1 to 1692 and encodes 563 amino acids. The transcript has 3 exons. The record is from RefSeq and is a predicted model, not a curated record. Lineage: Eukaryota; Evosea; Mastigamoebida; Endamoebidae.
AUGGUAGAAAAAGAACCUGAAGAAUCAUAUUAUUUAUCAAGUGAAACAGAUGAAAGUGAAGAAAGUUCAACAGAUAGUUAUUCAAAAGAAGAGUUUGAAGAAGGAAAAGAAAAUGCAGAAAUAAUUGAAUCUGAAGAUUUUAGGGAAGAAGAAUAUUCAAUGGAUGAGUUAGUUUAUAUGUAUAGAAGUGCUUAUCAUUAUUCGUUAGAUAAUUUUUAUAAUACUUUUCAAGAAAUUAAAGAGAAGAAUAAUGCUUUAAAAGAAGAUAAACAAAAACUUAUACAAAUUUAUUCUUCUUCUAAAGAACUUAUUGAAGAAUUAAAGAAGAGAGAUGACUGUCUUACAAAAGAAUAUGAUGAACUUCUUGACAAAUAUGAAGAAGAACAACGCAGUCAUACAAAAACUAUUGAAGAAUUACAAGAGUUAAAGAAAAGUGAAUUAUUUGGAAGUACCAGUGCCAACGUUAUUGCAUCAUUAAAUAUUAAAAUUGAACAUGGAAAAAUAGAAAAUAUUGAAGUCGUUCAAUCAAUGAAUUCUAUGGAAAAUGAAUCGUUAAUGAAAGUUGCAUUAUUAGAGAAAACAGUUGAAGAGAAAAUGAGAAAGGAAAAAAUACUUUUAGAAGAGAAAGAUCGAAUUACUAAAGAAAGAGAAUUAGAAAUUCAACGAAUUAAUAAUGAAAAGAAUCAAAUGCUUCAUGAGAAAGAAGAGUUGAUUGAAAAACAAAGAAUAAAAGAAAAAGAAAUGAAAGACAAAAUUCAAUUAAUGGAAACACAGUUAAAAGCUAAAGAUGAAUUGUUAAUGAAAAAAGAAAAACUUAUUGAAGAAAGUUUACCAGUUCAAGAAAAUAAAGUAAGACAUUCUAUUGCACAGUCAGAGGUAAUUAAAGAAUCAGCAACGCCAAGAGAUAAGUAUAAUAGAACUUCAAGAAGUGUUGAUGUUACUCCAUCUUUUAAAACAUCAACAUUUAUCAAGUUUGAAGAAUUUAAAUUUUUCAUUCCAAGUAUUAAUGAUAUUUAUAUAAUGAAUAAAACCAAGGAAUUAUAUAUAUUUGGUAAUGAAAAGAUUACUUUUGUUAAAAAAAUAAAUUAUGACUUUGGAACUCAUCCAUAUAUUGUAGGAACGUUAUUGUUUUCACUUAAAAAUAAGAAAAUAAAUAGUUAUGAAAUUAUGACAGAGAAAGAAAAUAAUGACUCAGCUUUAAAUGAUAUUUCAGCAUUUACUAUUUGUAAUAAUAAUAUUUGGCUUGCUAUGCCUAUGUUUAAUCAAAUCGGAAUUGUUUCUUUCAAUUAUCAACGAAUAAAAACUAUUCCAAUGAAUUUUACACCAUCAAUAAUGAAAGUUUAUGGAAAUUAUGUUUUUAUUGCUGGAAGAACACAUUACAGUAUUAUUUCAUCAUUAGGAAAUAUUGUGUAUAAUGCAGAAAUAAAAGUAUCUAUGAUAGACUCUAUUUGUUUAGCAGAAUCUCGACAUAAAAGAGAUUGUAGGAUGAUUAUAUUAAGUAAUAAAGAAUUAUACGAUUUUGGUACAAAGUUACAACGUCAUAAUAUUAUUAAGUCAGAAAUAGUUGGAACCUGUUGUGUUUGUGGACAAAAUUGUAUGGAUUUAGAAUGCUGUGUUUGUCAUAAAAGAUAUCAUAACAAAUGUUUUACAAAAACAAUGCAUGAAAUUGAGCCUUGUUGUGAGAUAAAGUAA